This is a messenger RNA of Perkinsus marinus ATCC 50983, 423 nucleotides long. RefSeq lists its product as hypothetical. NCBI's taxonomy places the organism in Eukaryota, Perkinsozoa, Perkinsida, Perkinsidae. The record is from RefSeq and is a predicted model, not a curated record. Bases 1 to 423 code for a protein of 140 amino acids. The transcript has 5 exons.
AUGGCGACCAUCGCGCCUAUCAGAGAUUCUUUGACGGAGAAGCUUCGUGGCUGUCAUUCAAUUAUGACUUUUGGUGGAGUCCACGAUUUCACCCACGUCUGCAUCGUAACCGAUUUGUUCGAAACAGAUCUAGGAGCGCUUCUGAAGACGAAACAAAAUCUCACAAAGAGCAAUGUAUUUUUUUCCUCUACCAAGUGCUACAUGGUGUUAAGUAAUAUAUCAAUACUCGUAUUGUCGAAGUUGAUACUAGCAGAUCGGGAAGGGUUUGAUAUGAUACCAAUGACUGCCCGAAGCAUGUCCACUAGAACGAUCGUCUACUCAGAGCGAACUCAUAUGAUGCUCAGACUCGCGAUGCAUCAUAGACUCUAUUACGUAGUAGAGACGAUACACGAGAGAUACGGCAACAUUGCCUCCGAUAACUAG